GCCACUCUUUUAAGCACCUCUGCACACACCAAACCCCGCUCUCUUGACUGAAAAACCUUCCAAGUCCAAAAGGAUGUCACCUUUGUCCAAAUUUUCUCUAAUUCUUUGUCUCCUACAAGCCCUCUGCAUCCAUGCUGACAUUGACAGUGGCAUUUUUCUGAUCUUCAACCAGAACCACAACAAGUGCAUAAAGGUUGAGAGUGCCACCUCUGUUACAGUGGCACAGUGCAAUCCCCACGCCAAGGAGCAGCAGUUCCGCUGGGUCUCUGAGUCUCGCCUCCUUAGUCUGUCCCUCAAGUUAUGCCUAGGAGCCACAGAAAUUAAAGACUGGGUGAAGGUGCUCCUCUUUGAAUGUGAUGAAAACAGUAAUCUACAGCACUGGCAAUGUAAGAAUGAGACCAUAUUUGGCUUAAAAGACCAGGACUUGCACCUAAACUGGGGAAACUUUAAAGAGAGGAAUGUAAUGAUCUACAAAGGCGCAGGGUUGUGGAGUCGCUGGAAUAUAUUUGGCACUAAGGGGGAUCUCUGCUCAAAGGGUUUUCAAGAGACCUUCAGCAUAGGAGGUAAUGCAUUUGGAGCUCCCUGUCAGUUCCCAUUUAAGUUUGGGGAGAAAUGGUACGCUGAGUGCACAAAGGAAGGUCGCUCAGAUGGACAGAUGUGGUGUGCAACAGAGAGGGAUUACGACAAACAGAAGAAGUGGGGGUUUUGUGCAACAAAAGCAAUAUUUGGUUGGGACACUGAUCCGGUCACCGGGGUUCAGUAUCAGAGGAAUACACAGGCAGCUUUAACAUGGCACCAGGCCAGGAUGAGCUGCCAGCAACAGGGAGCAGACCUCCUCAGCAUCAUGGAGCUGCAUGAACAAUCAUACAUUUCAGGGUUGACUAAUCAUUUGGGAACAUCUCUGUGGAUUGGGCUGAACAGCUUAGACUAUGAGAGUGGAUGGCAGUGGAGCAAUGGAAACCCAUUCAGAUAUCUAAACUGGGGCCCAGGUCAUCCAUCCUCUGUCCCUGGGUUCACCUGUGCAACUCUAAACGCUGGAAAAGCAUCAAAGUGGGAGAGCAGUACCUGCAACAAAAAACUUGGCUACAUUUGCCGUAAAGGAAACUCCACCAGUCUGCCUCCACCACCAAAUCAGGGGCCAAGCUUCUGCCCAAAUCACUGGGUGCCUUAUGGAGGACAAUGUUAUUACCUGGAGAGGAGCAAAAAGAUGUGGACGGACGCUCUGGCUGCAUGCCGCAAAGAAGGAGCAGAUUUGGCCAGCAUCAACAAUAUAGAAGAGCAGAGCUUCAUUAUAACACAGUCUGGAUAUUUACAGACAGAUGUGCUCUGGAUUGGAUUGAAUGAUCAGAGGAACCAGAUGCUCUUUGAAUGGUCUGAUCACACCCAUGUGACCUUCACCAACUGGCAGAGUGGUGAACCAUCUCAUAGCACUAACCACCAGGAGGACUGUGUCUUAAUCCGAGGAAAGGACGGAAAGUGGGCGGAUCAUAUAUGUGAGAAGACAUAUGGGUAUAUUUGUAAAAAAAAAGCUUCCACAAAACCGCUUGCAGGUACACACGAGGAAGUGAAUCCAGGAUGCAAACUUGGCUCGACUAGGUUUGGUUCCUUUUGCUAUGAUAUUGGAGGAGAAACAAAAACUUUUGAAGAGGCAAAGCAGGCAUGCUCAAAAGAUGGCGCUAACCUUGUGGAUAUUGCUGACAGGUAUGAAAAUGCUUUUCUUGUCAGUUUAGUGGGACUGAGACCAGAAAAGUACUUUUGGACAGGUUUAUCCAACACAGAGGACAAGAAUACUUUUAAGUGGACCACAAGUAGAAAGGUUACCUUUACUCAUUUCAACAUGGGCAUGCCAGACAGAAAACAGGGAUGUAUUGCCAUGACUACUGGGACUUUUGCUGGUUUAUGGGAUGUUAUCAGCUGCAGCAACAAAGAGAAAUAUAUCUGCAAAAAGCAGGCAGAGGGUGUGCUUGUGACAACAAUUCCCCCGACGACUCCAGAACUUACCUGUGCUUCCGGUUGGACCCCUGUUCCCAAAAGAAAUGUCUGUUCAAAAGUUUAUAAGAAAGUAAAGAAUGAAAGGAAGAGUUGGCAAGAAGCACAGGAAUUUUGCAAAGCCAUAGGUGGAGACCUGAUGAGCAUACACAGUAUGAAGGACCUGGAAAAUUUAAAUAUUCAUACCUCUGAUCCAUUCUGGAUAGGUCUAAGACUCACGGGUCCUAAUGAGGGUUUUGCCUGGAGUGAUGGCUCACCUUUCAGCUUUGAGAACUGGGGCUUUGGAGAACCAAACAACCACAAUGACAAUGAACACUGUGCAGAAGCUCAGUUUUACUAUGGACAUCACUGGAAUGACCGGAACUGUGACUACUAUAAUAACUGGAUCUGCCAAAUACCCAAAGGUAUCGCCCCCAAACCUGAGCCAGCUGUGGUUGUUGAAGUGUUCAAUACAACAGAAGAUGGGUGGCUCAUAUACAAUGACAGUCAAUACUACAUCAACAAAGAAAGAUUACCGAUGGAAGCUGCAAGAGAUUACUGCAGAAAGAACUACGGAGAACUUGUAGUCAUAACAGCCGAAAGUGAGAGGAAGUUCAUCUGGAAACAAAUAGCAAGGAACUCUGAAGGACAAUACUACAUUGGCUUGAUUGUGAACUUGGAUCAAUCCUUUAGCUGGGUAGAUGGAACACCAGUCACUUACACUGCUUGGGAAAACAAUGAGCCAAACUUUGCCAACAAUGAUGAAAAUUGUGUAACAAUAUACAGCAACAUGGGCUAUUGGAAUGACAUUAACUGUGGCCUGGAGCUACCUUCUGUUUGCAAAAGAAGCAGCAGCUUUAUUAAUACCACAAUGGCACCGACCACGGCCGCCAAAGGAGGAUGUGCACCUGAGUGGCUUUCCUUUAGAGGAAAGUGCUACAAAUUCUUUGGGGACAAGAAGAACUGGCAGAAUGCCAGAAGCCACUGCCAAAAAGAGGGAGGUAAUCUGGUGUCCAUUGCAAACGAAAAAGAGCAAGCAUUCCUAACAGCACAGAGCCUAAGCCAACAGGAUGAUCUUUGGAUUGGCAUGAAUGAUAUUAACUGGGAAAUGCGUUUUGUUUGGACGGAUGGCAAAGGCAUAUCGUUUACCAACUGGGCAAAAGGGCACCCUGCAUCAUCACCUGAUGGACGCUUUUUUCAGGAUGAGGUGUUUGACUGUGUGGUCAUGGUCGGCAGCAGCCUUAGAAUGAAAGGACUGUGGAAGGUGGAGGACUGUGGUUCCAAACGUGGCUUUGUCUGUAAAAAGAAAUUUGAUUCCCAGAUUGUGGUCCCACCUACCACUGUGUCACCAAAUACCUUCAACAUGGUUGGUAAUGAUUCCUACAAGGUGGUGGUCCAAAAAAUGAGGUGGGAUGAAGCUCGGAGACAAUGCCAGGCAGAUGAUGCAGAUUUGGCCAGUAUCCUAAACCCGGUAGUCCAGGCUUUCAUCACCUUACAGAUAUCCUUGCUUAAAGAGCCUGUUUGGAUCGGCCUCAACAACAAUGUGACUGGGGGUCGCUUUCAGUGGGUUGACAACUGGCUUCUCCGUUACACUAAAUGGGGGAAGAAUGAGCCAAAAAAUUAUGGCUGUGUUUACAUUGAUGUUGAUCAUACAUGGAAGACAGCAGAAUGCUCCAAUACUUACUACUCCAUCUGCAAAAGGUCACCAGACUUAGCACCAACUGAGCCGCCACAGCUUCCUGGCAACUGUCCAGAGUCCAAGAAGCAAAAAACCUGGAUACCUUUUAGAGGUCACUGCUAUUCUUUCAUGAGCUCAGUGGUGAAUAACUGGGCCCAUGCAUCAGUUGAAUGUAUAAAAAUGGGUGCAUCUCUAGUAAGUAUUCAGGAUCCUGUUGAGGGAGCAUUCAUUCAAAAGAAUAUUGAACUGCUGCAGGACGGGGCGAAAUCUUUUUGGAUUGGUCUCUUCAAGACACAUGAUGAUGAAUGGAUGUGGAUCGAUAAAAGCACUGUAGACUAUACCAACUGGAAAACAGGAAUGCCAAACACAGACACAUGUGUUAACAUCCAUUCCGACAGUGGACAGUGGAGCACAAACAGCUGCAACAGAUACAGGCCCUUCAUCUGCAAAACACCUAAAGUUAUCUCACCUACAUCAAAGCCAGAGUUUGUAGUUCAAACCGUUGAAGAAGCAUCAUCACAUGGGUCUGUGGGAAUCACCUUGGCUAUUGUGCUAAUUGUCAUAGCCAUAGUGGGACUAGGUGCCUUCCUCCUGUUCCGCAAAAGGAUACGGUUACCUAUGCCCACUUUGGGGGAAGGCACCUUUGACAACAAGUUAUACUUCAACAGUUCAAAUCAAGCUCCUGUGGACACUAAAGGACUGGUGCUCAACAUUGAGCAGAAUGAACAAGCAUAAAGAGACAAUAACAAAUUAUGUUUUAAAUUAUCUGUAGGAAAAUGGCUAAACAAAUAUGACUACACUGAUUAAAAAGAUCAUAAUACUAGUUAUCAAACUCCACUGAUUUGAUCACUAUUGCAAAAAGAUAGGGGGUAAACUCCUGAAAAUAUAUAGUUCAGGUUUUCCUUUCAAUUCCACGGCCAUGGUUGUGUAAAAUCCAUCACCUAAUAAUGACUGCUUUUAAGGGCAUUGGUAAAAGCAUGGGUUACUCUCAGGAACUCAAGGAUUUCUGAAUAUGCCUCAGUCGACUGUUUGUACUACAUUAAAGUAAAAGUUAGUGGGAACAGUAAUGACUCAGGCACAAAGUGGUGGACCACAUAAAAUAACAGCAGUCGCUGAGGCACACUGUGUAAAGGGGAAGCUAUUUUCCUCAUUCAAUGGCUAUAGAAAUCAAAACUUCUCGUUGGCUAUAUGUUUGCUCAAACGUCUCAUGCUGAAAACCUAAUGUUCAAGUGCUAUGCUUCUGAACCUUACACCACUAAGUGGAAUGCAAAAUAUCACAGUCAGCAGUGUAGAGCAAGCAACGACAGCAGUCUAGUUAUCUGGCCCCCAUCUCUGAAGAAAAAGGUUUACAGUACUAAUGGACCCUACCUGCCUUACAUAGUCAUGAAGAAAUGAAUGAGUGUGCAUUUUUAGAAGGAUUCCUUCCUAAUUUCUUCCUAUAGGGACUAAAAUUGUAAUAUCAUCAGAGGGUGUACUAUUAUCAUAACAACCAGAGGCCAGUAAAUUCAUAUAUGUGUCAAGGUAUGUCAGUUUAUAUUUCUGGAUAUAUAGUGUAUGUUUGACUUUAAUAUGUACAGAUAUUGGGGAUAAAUCAGUGUUAUCUUGAAUGUUUAUAUGCUCUAAAUCAAAAAAGGUAUAGAAGUAUUUCAAGACCAACAAUCCUCCUCAGCAAGACCACUAAGACCAAGACCCUUACAUUGUUGUAAAUAUAUAUAUAAAA
Messenger RNA from Cyprinodon variegatus (sheepshead minnow), 5366 nucleotides. RefSeq names its product mannose receptor, C type 1 (gene mrc1a). The transcript is spliced from 30 exons. NCBI's taxonomy places the organism in Eukaryota, Metazoa, Chordata, Actinopteri, Cyprinodontiformes, Cyprinodontidae. The record is from RefSeq and is a predicted model, not a curated record. Bases 74 to 4381 code for a protein of 1435 amino acids.